AACGUAUGUUACGAGGGAUAAAAAAUCAUCUCGUCUGUUUCCACGUGCUGUAUCAAAAAACCCGGAUCCCGAAUAUCUGAAGUAUUUUUAGCAGUUAUUUAAUUCUUUUCAGAGAUAUUUUGUCCCGGAAUCCACAGUUGACAUUGCUCUUUACGUAGGCUGGUCGUUUGAACGAUCAGCUCCUCUACAUUGUAUCAGCUCUGCCCUUCAUCUGACUGGAAGAUGGACUUCACUACCUCAUGGGGCACCUCGAUGUUCCCCAGUCCGACGCCCUUUAUGGGUUUUGACACAAGCCCGUACAUCUGGGCUCUGGUCCUAGGUUUCGUCAUUUCAUUCGUCCUAGCAUUUGGUCUCGGCGCAAAUGACGUCGCAAACUCUUUCGCCACGUCGGUAGGAUCCAAAGUGCUCACACUACGAACUGCAUGUUUCCUUGCGUCAUUCUUUGAGACGGCUGGAGCAGUGCUUCUUGGUGCCAAAGUAUCGGACACUAUUCGUAAGGGUAUCUUCGAUGUAAAUCUCUAUGAGGGAAAGACGGAGAUUCUUAUGAUUGGCCAGAUUGCUGCUCUUGGAGGUGCAUGUAUUUGGUUGUUGGUGGCUACAUGGUUCAAGCUACCAGUAUCUGGAACCCACAGCAUCGUAGGAGCAAUGAUUGGGUUUCAUCUUGUCGUCUUUCAGACUGAAGGAGUGAACUGGACUAAGUUUGGUCUGAUCAUUGCCUCUUGGUUCAUCUCGCCGGUUCUUUCUGGAUUAGCGUCUUCAGUCAUAUUCCUUCUGUACAGGAAGUUUGUUCUCAACAAGGAUAAGCCGCUGGAGCCAGGGCUUAGAGUGCUUCCCGUAUGUUAUGCAGUGGUUGUAGUCAUUAAUGUUUUCUCCAUUACCUUUGAUGGGCCAGAAUUACUUGGUAUGAAUCAAGUUCCAGUGUGGGGAACGUUUGUGAUCAGUCUGUGUGUUGGUCUCCUUGUUGGAUUGAUUGUCUGGUUCGUAGCUGUACCCCAACUCCGGAAAAACAUGCUGGAGAGUGGUACGACAUUUACUUCUCUUCCAUCCACUGACCCUGGUAUGGUCAUAGUCCCAACAGCAGUGGAGAUCGAUAUGGCACCGGGGAUCCCGGAGAAAAAGGACCCACUCUCUACCGAGAUCUCGAUGUUGACACUGACAGAGAAAAAUUCCAGCCUCAAUGAAGAUGAUGUCCCGGUGAAAGACUCUGGGGUCGACAAGAGAGAUGCAGCUAAUAACAUAGCAGCAGAACCAAUGUUGAUCAGUAAAUUUGAAGAAGGUACACUAGACAUGUCAACAGAUACUAACAACACCUCCAUGCAGUCAUCCCAUGAUCAGGGCUUCUUCUCGCGUCUCUUAAAUCGCGCUGGCUGGCGUAAGAUUGAGAGCGGAACAAGCACCCCAGACUCCACUCGCUCAAGCUCAACAACGAGUAGUAGUAACUCUUCCACUAGGAAUCUGGAGGCAUGGAAGAGUGUGGUUGACCCGCCCGAGGUCGUGAAACUUUGCAGUCCGCUACAGAUCCUGUCAGCGGUGUUCGCCUCUUUUGCACAUGGUGGAAAUGAUGUUUGCAAUGCUAUUGGACCAUUGGUUGCGCUGUGGUCCAUCUUCCAGUCUGGGGGCGUCGCCCAGAAGCAGAGUACGCCCAUUUGGAUCCUAUUUUACGGAGGGUUCGGGAUCACUGUUGGGUUGUGGGUUCUCGGCCGUCGAGUUAUUGAGACAGUUGGAGACAAGUUGACUCCAAUCACACCCUCAAGUGGGUUCACCAUUGAGCUCGGAGCAGCAAUGACCGUCCUAGCUGCCUCGAAGAUCGGCAUUCCAAUCAGCACCACCCACUGCAAAGUGGGCUCAAUCUUUGUCCUCGGCAUGGUUCGCUCGAGGGCCUCCGUAGAAUGGAAGGUCUUCCGUAACAUAUUUUUAGCGUGGGUUGUUACGUUACCCAUCACGGCAGGGAUUAGCGCGUUACUUAUGUUCCUUUUACAGCUUGCUGUAUGAUGUUAGCCCCCCUAAUACGCCUGUUGGGGUUUGUUCUUUAUAGAAAUAGAACUUGCAUAGCGCUGAGUGCUAAGGAAUCUGGUCGCUGUCAGUCGAGCUAAGCAUCAAAGUUGCUGUUCACUGUCAGGUGAGCCAAACAAUUAAGUUGCCGUUAGGUACUUUUCUGACAGUAACAGUACUACAAGUAAUCUUAUUGUAGUAUUUUCCACAACUUAGGCAUGUGAUUUUGCCGUUUUUUUAUUGGAAAUCGUUUUUUUUUUUUUUUUUUCAGAAAAAAAAGGGAAAAAAAACCCAUAAAAAACCCAAAAGAACAUGAAGAUAAAACAGUCGCCUUUAUUUUCUCCUUGAAGGACCUGAAACUCAGCGUUUUUUGAUGUUCUAUUUCUAUGCUCAGCAAUUAUUCUCCCCCCACGGGUCGGUUUUAGGCUCAGUGAAAUAUUUCUAGUAUUGUUAUUUUUUCGCGAGGUUUUGAACUUCGUUUGCAUUCUAUGAGUUUGUACAGUAACAUUGUAUAGGUUAUUAAUUUGUGUGCCAGCAAUGUAUUUGGUGGUUAGGCUAACAGCCUGGGCGACUAGUGCGAUUAGUGUUGAAGCUACAAUGUAUGACUAUUGAUUGCUUAGUAGAGUCACGACUACCAUUAUUCAACUACUUGGUUAUUCGUGCCGCCAUGACUACUACAAAAAUAGUUGUGACUACUAAGUAGCGACUACCUGUUUGGUGGACCAAUUGUGUUGCUAACGACUAUUCACGACAUAAUAAUUUACUUACGAAACACAACAACAUCAGUGACACAAUCCUUUCAGCAGAAAAUUUCACUAUAUUGCACCUGUGGCAAACAACAUAUUGCAAUUCAUCUUGGGAAUUAAAAAUUUGUCGCAACUAUUGCAGGUGUGACUAGUCGAGUAGUAAAUUUCUCUUGUCGCCCAGGCUUUAGUUAGGAUGCUGCAGUCUCUUUUGGUUUUGAGAUUAAAACAAGUGUAAAAAUACAACAACAAAAAAUCCGUCUGCUCCUGUUUAUAGUUUUAUUAUAACUGUUGGAUGGGUAUAUUUCAAAAUGCUGUUCACAAAACAUAUUACUGUUAUAAAAAUAAUAAUAGUGGCCCAUGCUGUCUUAAAGACACUCCUGGCACAGGAGAGAUGCAGAAGCAAGUGGUCCUACAAUGAGUUAUACAUACAGUAGAUGAUAUUAUAAAAAGACCUACACAAUUGAACGAGUAUAGUACAUUGAGGUGCUUGAUCACAAGUUAUCAUAAUUUAUUUGGGUUGACCGUGAAUCACUCCUAACCUAUUUGGUUUGGUGUGACUCUGGUGCGCCUGUCUGAAUUGUCUCCAACCUAACAUGUAUGUUAAUAAUGGUGUCAAUUCAAUAACCUUCCCGAGGCAAAAAUUGUCAGUGUCCAUCCAAAAAAGAAAAGAAAAGAGGAGGUCUAUACAUUUUUGUGCAGGGGUGUUUUGGUUCGUUCCUGACUCUUUCAGAGUGAUAUUUGAAACUUGACAUGAUCAGAUUAAUCAACUAAUGACCUUCACAUUCCAAACAGGUAUAUUUUAACAGUCUAAAUGUAGAAUUCAAGGUCGGUUUGACUGAGUGUCAUAAAAAGUCAGAAAUGAACCAUUCUACAUGAAAAAACACACAACCAUUAUUACAUGUAGUUGUUGGUUGUCUCUUGUAAGUUUGUAAAAAGAAAAAUCUUGUAAACUGAAACAAGAAGUGUGUGCUUGAGUUUAAAAAGAAUUGUACAAUUUAAAGGGAAUAUUAGGUUAGGGGUCUACAGGGUCGAUAACAAACAGUUGAUGAUGUUGCUGCGUUUUUCUGUUUGAAAUAUAGAUGUAGAAACAAUAGCAUAUUUGCCAACAAGUUUCAAAGUGUGCACCCAAGCUGAACAAAUUGCCUGCAGUUCCCCACCCCCCUAAAAAAAAAAAAAAAAAAAAAGG
This is a messenger RNA of Asterias rubens (European starfish), 3924 nucleotides long. Its product is annotated as sodium-dependent phosphate transporter 2-like. Gene Ontology annotation, biological process: phosphate ion transmembrane transport. Gene Ontology annotation, cellular component: membrane. Gene Ontology annotation, molecular function: phosphate transmembrane transporter activity. NCBI's taxonomy places the organism in Eukaryota, Metazoa, Echinodermata, Asteroidea, Forcipulatida, Asteriidae. The coding region runs from base 223 to 1992 and encodes 589 amino acids. The record is from RefSeq and is a predicted model, not a curated record. The transcript is spliced from 11 exons.